CUCACAUCUCAACCCUCUCAUUUCAAACUUUAAGCAUUUGCUUGUAAUUAAGCUAGCUAUUUUGCUAUAUAUUUUCAGUUUCAUAACAGUGAUAACUGGUAGCUGCUAUAAAAUGCAGAGCCUUGCAGCGCUAUCUUGCAUCAUAUGUAUCCUAUUUGUUUCCACUCUGACUUUGGCAUCAUCAGCCAAACUCAAAGUAGGCUUCUAUAAAUCAACAUGUCCAUCAGCUGAAACAAUUGUGAGAAAAGCUGUGAACAAAGCUGUGUCCCGCAACCCUGGGAUAGCUGCUGGUCUAAUUAGAAUGCACUUCCAUGACUGUUUUGUUCGGGGUUGUGAAGCUUCCGUGCUGCUGAAAUCCACACCAGCAAACACAGCAGUCGAGAGAGACCAUCCUGCCAACAAUCCAAGCUUACGUGGCUUCGAGGUGAUUGAUGAGGCCAAAGCACAAAUAGAGGCUACAUGUCCACAAACUGUGUCAUGUGCCGACAUUCUUGCUUUCGCAGCUCGCGACAGUUCAUACAAAGUUGGUGGCAUAAACUACGCCGUUCCAGCUGGACGCCGAGAUGGCCGGGUCUCUGUGAGCGAUGAAGCAACGCAAAAUCUCCCUCCUCCUUCUUUCAGUGCGGAGCAAAUAGCUGUAGCGUUUGCCCGAAAAGGGCUGUCGGUUGAUGAGAUGGUGACACUUUCUGGAGCACAUACUCUUGGUGUCUCACAUUGCUCUUCAUUCUCAAACCGUCUCUACUCUUUCAAUGAAACUCAUGCCCAAGAUCCAGCUAUGGAUCCCAGUUUUGCAUCUUUCUUGAGAACCAAGUGUCCGCCACCAAAAAAUGGGGCGAGAGACCCAAUAGUGGCACUCGAAUCUGUAACGCCUAGUGUUUUGGACAAUAAGUACUACAAGGAGUUGACAAAACAUCGUGGGUUAUUGAGUUCGGAUCAGGCAUUGAUGGACAGCCCCUUAACCUCAAAGAUUGUAUUGAAGAAUGCAUGGAAUGGGGCAUCGUGGGGUGCCAAGUAUGCCAAAGCAAUGGUGCACAUGGGUUCCCUUGAUGUGCUUACAGGCACACAGGGUGAGAUCAGGAGAUGUUGCAGUGUUGUCAAUCAAGUCUAUUGAUUAAUUUUCUACUGAGAAUGUUC
Messenger RNA from Pistacia vera, 1134 nucleotides. Its product is annotated as peroxidase 5-like. The record is from RefSeq and is a predicted model, not a curated record. Gene Ontology annotation, biological process: response to oxidative stress; hydrogen peroxide catabolic process. Gene Ontology annotation, molecular function: peroxidase activity; heme binding. Gene Ontology annotation, cellular component: plasmodesma; plant-type cell wall. Lineage: Eukaryota; Viridiplantae; Streptophyta; Magnoliopsida; Sapindales; Anacardiaceae. The coding region runs from base 113 to 1111 and encodes 332 amino acids. The transcript has 2 exons.